AUGCUCAGGCUCAAAAUGAUAAGGACUCAUAACAUGUUCAGCAUGGUUCAAGCUAUUACGGUCCUGACUAUUCUCAAAAUGCUCGCCAAUGCUCAAACGACGUGCAACGGCGGGGCAGGCAGAGUAGUUUACGAGAGAUUACCAGAUCAACAGCUUCAAGGAUUCGACGACGAAGUGAUACGAGACUCGGCGCCGCCCUUCCGAGUUCUAGAAAAAUGUCAAGACCUGUGUCUACGUGAUCGCGCUGGCUCUAAUAACCUACCGAGACCCUGCGCAACAAUUGAUUUUCAACCGGGGACUCGAAUCAAUUCGUUUAAUGGUGCACCCGAGUACGAGGAGAGUACGUGUUACUUGACGAGAGAGCAAGCCAUGCCCGAGGGGAUAGGGAAUCUAAUGCUGGUCCCCAAUAGCGUGCACUUCGUGGAGGUCUGCCUCAACUCUAACCAAAUUGAGAGGAAUUGUCCGAACCGUCGAUACGUCUUCGAGAGACAUCCCCGAAAAAAACUGAAACUUCCGGCGACUGACGUGAAGGAAGUGAGCGCGCCCAACAGAACAGUGUGCGAGGACAGGUGUUUGAAUGAAUUCAGCUUCAUCUGUCGCUCCGCCACCUUCGACUCGAUGACCCGCAGCUGCUUAUUGAGUCGCUUCACCCGCAGAACUCAUCCGGAAUUACUCGAGGAUGACGCAAACUCCGAUUACCUGGAGAACACAUGCUUGAAUGCUGAACGCCGCUGCGAUGGAUUAGCAGUAUUCGUAAAAGAAGAGAACAAGCGCUUCCGCGGGCCCUUCGAGGUCGACAUUUACACAAACGUGACAUUAGAUGAGUGUCAGGCGCUGUGUCUUCGCGUGGAGAAGUAUUUCUGUCGCAGUGUCGAGUACGACGAGCAGACUCGACAGUGCGUUAUAUCGGAGGAGGAUUCAGUGUCCCAGAAGGACGACAUUGGGAUGAGCCUCAGCCCGUCGCACCACUUCUACGAUCUCGUGUGCUUGGAUAACCCCCGUGGCUCGGAGUACCCCGACAACAACGUCGCGUCCCACCUCUACCCCGACGGCAGACGUCCAGACACAGCCUUCCAGCGGUACCGGAACUCCCGCCUCAGCGGGGAGACCCACUCGGAGAUCACGGGUAGGAGCCUGAGCGAGUGCUUGGAUGAGUGUCUCAGACAGACUAGCUUUCAGUGCCGGAGUGCUGUGUACUCCGAGCACUACAAGAGCUGUCGUCUCAGUAGAUUCAAUCAGCGGGAUGGGCACAGAAUCAUGUACGACGCUGACUCUGAUUACUACGAGAAUCUCAUGCACCAAUAUUUAGAUGGAGACAGGGAUAACCCGGGUUACCGACCGGAUCCAGUGGGUCAGGACACCAACGUCGGACGCCCACUCCUCGGACGUCCCGGAUAUCCCGACGAUUACGACAAAAACUAUCCGCUUUCCCACGGAGAUCGUUACCCGGAUCACUACCCCCUCCCGGGGGACAGAUACCCGAGCAGUAAAUACCCCAGUCAUUACCCGGACGACCGUUACCCGGAGCACAAGCCCGAGAGAUACCCCGGCGAUCGUUACCCGUCGGACAGAUAUCCCCUCGUGGGGGACAGGUACCCCAUCCGCGGGGACCGCUGGCCCGUCAACGGGGAGAACUACCCGAGCCCGGGGUACCCGGGGCACCGGUACCCUCCAGUGGGUAACCGGUAUCCAGUCGGCAGCGGGGGUCGGUACCCAGCGCCCGCGGAUCGGUACCCCAUCAGGGAUGAUUACCCGAGCCCUGGGGGUCGGUAUCCCGUACCCGAGGAUCCACUGACGCGUUAUCCUAGUGGCGGGGGUGCUGGAGGAUCCAGAUUGCCUACGGGGAGAUAUCCUGGGGAUCGGUAUCCUGAGAAGGAUCCGUAUCCACAUCGUGACAGAUAUACCCCGCACCUGGGAGGUAACGGUUUGUACCCAGGCUACGAGGACGACGUGCGUGGAACGAAGGGAUACGAACGCCCCCACUACCCGGGCCCCCCUGGGCCCCUGCCGGUCAGGCCCGUCAGUCUGGGUGGAUACGACGGCGGAAUGGACGGGCUCAUGCCCGAGGGGGACCCCUACAACGCCCGACCGGUCGGUACCGGGGGCGGUCCGAUCAUCGGUCGACCUCCUCUCCUUUCUCGCUGCGACGAGCAGGAGAAUUUCCGUCAAGUCAGCCAGGGGAUGCGCGUUCGCAAGUCCUUCGUGAGGCGCUACACAACCGCCUCGACGCUGCCCGAGUGCGAGCGCGAGUGCGCCGACGCGAGGGAUUUCGUAUGCAGAUCGUUCAAUUUCCGGCCCUACGCUGCGCCGUACGGAGCCGAGAGGGACAACUGCGAACUUAGCGACCGAGACUCCAGGGACAUGGCCAUGGGGAAUCCGAUUUAUUAUGAUACAGCAUCGGAUUACGACUUUUAUGAACGGAAUAAUGGGAGACAGGGCGCUGACGGCGAGUGUCUUGAUGUCAGCCAAGUGUGCAAUGAAGAUGGGAUGGAAUUCACGUUGAGGACUCCCGAGGGUUUCAUCGGUAGAAUCUACACCUAUGGCUACUACGAUCGCUGUUUCUUUCGGGGGAAUGGAGGGACAGUCAAUGUAUUGAGGAUCAGCGGGGCUCAGGGGUACCCCGAGUGUGGAACUCAAAGGUACGGAGACACAAUGACAAACAUUGUGGUAGUCCAAUUCUCCGACUACGUUCAAACCGGAAGGGAUAAGCGCUUCAACCUCACGUGCCUCUUCCGAGGCCCCGGUGAAGCUGUCGUCACUUCCGGCUACAUCGGCGCUGGGUACGACAGUAGAUCCGGUUCGCCGAUUCCCAUCGAGUACCUGCCCGCCGAGAAUACACUGAGUUCAAAGGUGCGAUUACUGAUUUUGUAUCAAGGAAGACCCACCACGACCAUUGCGGUGGGCGAUCCCCUCACUUUCAGGCUCGAGGCUCAGGACGGGUAUAAUUAUGUUAGCGACAUAUUCGCAACGAAUGUCAUCGCUCGGGAUCCUUAUUCUGGGCGGAGUGUGCAGCUAAUUGAUCGAUAUGGUUGCCCAGUCGACAACUACGUCUUCCCGGGGCUCGAUCGUCUCCGCGAGGGUGACAGCCUCGAGGCCCGUUUCAAUGCCUUCAAAAUCCCCGAAUCCAAUUUCCUAGUGUUCGAGGCAACAGUGAGGUCGUGUCGUGACGGUUGUCAGCCGGCUUACUGCUCCGGAAGUGCUGGUCGCAGUGAGCCAUCCUUCGGGAAGCGCAGGCGAAGGUCCCUCGAGCCCAUUCCCGAGGGAUUGAUCGCCGAAAUUCCUGCGAGAAAUGACACUGAAUUAAACGGUGAGGGCCUACCCGAGGAGGGGGAGGAAGAGGGAGAGGGAGAGGGGGAGGAGGAGGGCGAGGAGGAACACGUCAGGGAGAUGAUCGAAGUACUCGACUCGAGGUACGACAUGUACGAGGAUAAUUCCGUCAUUCAGAAGCAAGUGGCGAGUGUCGAGUCGAUAUGCAUAACUCCGAAUGAGUACUAUGGGCUUGUCACUGCUGUUGUGGGGCUUGUGGUACUUCUGUCGUCUGUCAUCAUGCUGUCUUUGUUGAUUUAUAGAAAAUAUGGAUAUUCAAUCAUUAGAAAAAAUCGAACGGUCGACAAGAGCCUCCACACGUCUCCAACCGGAGAAUCCACCAACACUCGAGUCAAUAAUUUUUCGUUCAUGAGAUCAGGCCUGCAGAAACCAUUCCAGACAUCAUCGUUGAGCCAGAUAUUCAAUCAUCACGAGUCGUCGUCGGCGAUGGAGGGUGCAGUUGGAUUGACCGUGAAUCGUCGCAGUGGCUUCGACCCGAGCGAGCCCAUAUACACGGACCCCUCGCUCUUCGAAGUAUCACGUGGCUCACUAGACCAAUUCAAAUCCACUCGAAACGAUAAUCUACAUUUGAUAUGAUUAGCCAAUGUCACUUCAUGAUUCAUGUUGUUUAAUUUUGAUGUGCCCCUUCGAUAUUGAGGGGGAGAGUCCUCAAUUAAUGUCAAAAAAUACGAAAAACAAUUUUUUAAAUAUAAUACUUACAGUUUAAGAAUAAAGG
Molecule: messenger RNA, 4042 nt
Organism: Diachasma alloeum
Lineage: Eukaryota; Metazoa; Arthropoda; Insecta; Hymenoptera; Braconidae
Gene: nompA
Exons: 17
Coding region: 1-3903 (1300 amino acids)
Source: RefSeq, a predicted model, not a curated record